Molecule: messenger RNA, 7014 nt
Organism: Cuculus canorus (common cuckoo)
Lineage: Eukaryota; Metazoa; Chordata; Aves; Cuculiformes; Cuculidae
Gene: PTPN7
Product: protein tyrosine phosphatase non-receptor type 7
Exons: 10
Coding region: 249-1340 (363 amino acids)
Biological process (GO): protein dephosphorylation
Molecular function (GO): protein tyrosine phosphatase activity
Source: RefSeq, a predicted model, not a curated record
GGGGAGAAGGAGGGAGAGGAAGCGGCAGAGGCAGCAGCUCCUUUGAUAAGCAGCUUCCUGAACACUUUCAAACCGUGGUGUCAGACCGACACGCGUGGUGGCUGCAGGGCCUGUGCCGGGACCAACGGAGCCCACCCCGUGGGGCAGCAGUUGCUUCUCCUCCGAUGGCUCCUGGAUCCACUGGGAACUGAGGACCCCCGGUGUCCACUUGCUGUGCUUCAGGACGAGGGCUUUGUGGCUGCUGCAGCAUGGUACAAGCCUGCUUCGUGUGCUCCAGUGUUCAUAACGGUGGCCUGACAGCCUGGGCAGCUGGGGCAGACAGGGACCAGAUGGACAAGUCCAGUUCCUCUGCCAAGAAGCACGUGAGGCUUCAAGAGAGGAGGGGCUCCAACGUGUCCCUAAUGCUGGACAUGAGCUCGCUGGGCAGCGUGGAGCCCAUCCAGCCUGUCUGCACACCACGGGACAUCACACUGAACUUCCUGAGGACGUCCAGCCAUGUGCUGAGAAGAGAGGAGCUCCAGCAACGUGCCCAGAGUCUGACACAGCUCCAGGAGGAGUUUUCGAAAAUCCCACCCAACUUUGUCAGUCCGGAGGAGUUGGAGAUCCCUGGACGUGCCUCCAAGGACAGAUACAAAACCAUCCUCCCCAAUCCUGAGAGCCGCGUCUGUCUCAGGAGGGCAGGGAACCAGGAGGAAGACAGCUACAUAAAUGCCAACUACAUCACGGGCUACGCAGGGCGGCCGCGGGAGUACAUUGCCACCCAGGGCCCCAUGCUGAACACUGUGACUGACUUCUGGGAGAUGGUGUGGCAGGAGGAGGCGCCCCUCAUCAUCAUGAUAACCAAGCUCGAGGAGCGCAAAGAGAAAUGUGUCCACUACUGGCCCGAGAAGGAGGGCAUCUACGGCCCAUUCACCAUCCGUGUGCAGGGAGUGAGUGAGUGCGUGGAGUAUGUGGUCCGCAAUCUGUCCAUCCAGCUUGAAGGUGAAUGCCGCCACGUCAAACACAUCCUCUUCCCUUCCUGGCCGGACCAGCAGACACCUGAGUCAGCCAAACCCCUCCUGCACUUGGUGUCUAAGGUGGAGGAGACUCUGCAGGCUCCAGCCAGCCCAGGGCCCAUCGUUGUGCACUGCAGUGCAGGCAUCGGCCGGACAGGCUGUUUUAUCGCUACCAGGAUCGGAUGCCAGCAACUGAAGGCCAAGGGAGAGGUGGAUAUCCUGGGAAUUGUGUGCCAUCUCCGCAUAGACAGAGGCGGGAUGAUCCAGACAAGCGAGCAGUACCAGUUCCUCCAUCAUACACUGGCUCUCUACGCUUCCCAGCUGCUGGAGCCAGGAGGCCACUAGCGCAGGGCUCCCAGCGGGCUGCUAGCUCCCCACUCCUGCCUCUCCUGCCCCGGCCUUGGGGACACUCCACUGAAACUCCUUACUGCUGCUACUGGGACAGAGAGUAGUGGUACGGACAUCCCUCCGGAUGAGCACUGCUGGGCAAACCCAUGGGGAUUUUGGCCUUGCGACCACAGGAUUUGGUGGGCUAAAUGGUGCUCGAGGUGUCUGUUGCUGCUGCCUUGAGGCACAUUUCACCCCUGGGAAGAAGCUUUGGCUUUUGAAUUUUCUUCUCAACCAGAAGGACAAACCAUGUGGAGGAGUUGAAGCUGGAUGAGCACCGGGAGUGAUUUGCCUUUUAGCUGCACAGAAAUGUUGAACCCGUUAGAGCGGAGCUGGUACAAUUUCCCUGAAAAUAAACAGAGCCUCUCUCCUGGCUGUGCAUCGUCUCUGGGCAGGGGCUGCACAGGGCGCAGGGCUGGGCUUGCUCGCAACACACACUGUGAUGCUGUUCUUCCUAAAGAUCAUAGAAUCAUAGAAUCAUAGAAUCAUAGAAUAGUUUGGGUUGGAAGGUACCUUAAAGAUCAUCUAGUUCCAACCCCCCUGCCAUGGGCAGGGACAUCCCACUGGAUCAGGCUGCCCAAGGCCCAUCCAACCUGGCCUUGAACACCUCCAGGGAUGGGGCAGCCACAGCUUCCCUGGGCAACGUGGGCCAGUGCCUCACCACUCUCAUAGUGAAGUAAUUCUUCCUUAUGUCUAGUUUAAAUCUGCCCCUCUCCGGUUUAUACCCGUUGCCCCUUGUCCUGUCACUGCAAACCCUUGUGAACAGCUCCUCUCCAGCUUUCCUGUAGCCCCUUCAGGUACUGGUAGGUCACUAUAAGAUCUCCUCUGAGCCUUCUCUUCUCCAGGCUGAACAACCCCAAUACUCUCAGACUGUCCUCGUAUGGAAGGUACUCCAGCCCUCUGAUCAUCUUUGUAGACUCCUCUGGAUCUGUUCCAACAGCUCCAUCUCCUCUUACAUUGAGGAUUCCAGAACCGGACACAAUACUCCAGAUGAAGUCUCACAAGAGAGGACUAGAGGGGCAGAAUCCCCUCCCUCGCCCUUCUGGCCACUCUGCUUUGGAUGCAGCCCAGGACACGGUUGGCCUUCUGGGCUGCAAGCGCACGUUGCCGGCUCAUGUUGAGCUUCUCAUUCCCCAGCACCCCAAGUCCUUCUCUGCAGAGCUGCUCUCAAUCACAUCAUCCCCCAUCCUGUAUUGAAAUCAGGGUUUGCCCCAACCCGGAUGUAGGACAUUGCACUUGGCCUUGUUGAACCUCAUGAGGUUUGCACAGCCCCACUUCUCCAGUCUGUCCAGGUCCCUCUGGAUGACAUCCCAUCCUUCCGGUGUGGCAACUACACCACUCAGCUUGGUGUCAUCUGCAAACUUGCUGAGGGUGCACUCAAUCUCACUGUCAAUAUCAUUGAUAAAGAUAUUGAACAGCACUGGUUCCAGUACGGACCCCUGAGGGACACCACUCGUCACAGAUCUCCAUUUGGACUUUGAGCCAUUGUCCACUACUCUCUGAGUAUGACCAUCCAACCAGUUUCUUAUCCACUGAGCAGUCCACCCACCAAAUCCGUAUGUCUCCAACUUACAGAGAAGGAUGUUGUGGAGGACCAUGUGAAAGGCUUUACAAAAGUCCAGAUAGAUCACACCCAUCGGUUUUCCUGUGUCCACUGCUGCGGUUACCCCAUCAUAGAAAGCCACCAAGUUGGUCAGACAGGAUUUGCCUCUGGUGAAGCCGUGCUGGCUGCCAUUAAUCACCUCCCUGCCCUCUGUGUGCUUUAGCAUAGCUUCUAGGAGGAUCUGUUCCAUGAUCUUCCCAGGCACAGAGGUGAGGCUGACAGGUCGGUAGUUCCCAGGGUCAUGUUUUGUACCCUUUUUAAAAAUGGGAACAACGUUCCCCUUCUUCCAGUCACCAGGGACUUCUCCUGACUGUCAUGACUUUUCAAAUAUCAUGGAGAGUGACUUGGCAACCACAUCAGCCAAUUCCCUCAGGAUGAUUUGGUACGAAAGGUGCCCAGUUGGUUGCCUUGGUUAUGCGGCCAGCUUUCCUCUCCACCUUUGGCCAACACCCUCUCAACAAUCUUUAUGUAGGUUAAGGCAGGGGAUUCUGCCCCUCUGUUCCACUCUUAUGAGACCCCACCUGGAGCCUGACGUCCAGUUUUGGAGCCCUCAGCACAGGAAGAACAUGGAGCUGUUGGAGCGAGUCCAGAGGAAGUCACAAAGCUGAUCCAAUGGCGGGAGCACCUCCUGUAUGAGGACAGGGUGGGAGAGUUGGGGUUGUUCAGCCUCGGGAAGAGAAGGAUCCUUGAAGACCUUAGAGCAGCUUCCAGCUCUGAAAGGGGCUCCAGGAAAGCUGUGGAGGGGCUCUUGGUCAGGGAGUGCAGAGAUAGGAUGAGGGGGAACAGUUUUCAGCUGAAAGAGGGGAGAUUGAGAUGACAUUUUAGGAAGAAAUGUUUCCCUGUGAGGGUGGGGAGGCCCUGGCCCAGGUUGGCCAGGUUGGAUGGGGCUUGGAGGAAUCUGAUCCAGUGGGAGGUGUCCCUGCCCAUGGCAGGGGAGUUGGAACUGGAUGGGCUUUGAGGUCCCUCCCAGCCCAAACCAUUUUAUGAUGCUCUGUGACUUUGCAGGCAGCGUGUUCCAAAUUACCUUUUAUUCUGUGACGGUUUGCAUUCUUGUUUGUUUUGCUGAAAUCAAACAAAAUGAUAUUUAGGUUGUUUUUUUCCCCUGAUAAAUCUGUGGGGGCUGGCGGGGGGAGGGGGGGUGGAAGGUGUGCAAAAAAGAGAAAAAUGAGAAACAUUUUGGCAAAAAGCAUGGGGAUGGAAAGAUGGAAAUAUUCUGUAAAUUAAAUAUUCUGUAAAAAAGCUGUUUAAAACCAGCCCUCAGGUGACGGGCGCUGCUUGCCUGGAUGGGCAGGAAGUGUGGAUGAGGAGCUGAGGGCUGCCCAGCCUGUGCCUGCUGGUGCCCACAAGCCCUGAUGUGUCCAGCUCAGCAGGUGGGAUCCAGGGAAGAAAGGGUAGAUCUCCUUACUGAGAGAAUCUGAGCUUGGCUCCUCUCCAGAGCAACCGCAGAUCAGGCCUGUGUGCACGGACACCCCUCCACUGCUCAGAAGAUCCCCAAAAUGAUGUUGAAUCGCUGCCCAAGGGCUCUGCCGUUGCCCAGGCUCUGUGGCUCUGGGGAGGAGAGAUGAUAGAAUAAAAAAAAAGAAGUUUCAUCCUUAACUCUGCAGUUUUCCUGUCUUUUCAUCAGUCCAGAAGUAGGGUUCCUCAGGCCUUUGUCUUCUCUGCCAGCAUCCUACCCUCACUGCUCCUCUCCUGCCCCUCUCCAGUUCUACAAGAGCAGCAAGCGAGCCAGUGAAUCUGCUCUAUCCAAGGACGAGCAGAGAGCCAAAGUAGUUCCUCCUAUUUCCUGGUCCUGUUGGACAUAAGUAGCAAACCCAGUGGCAGACUGGACAUGUCCCACUGUGCAAAAGUACCCUAUAGCACAGAAAUUCCCAUGCAUUGCUGAGCCAUGGUAGUCCCUAUCAGUCGUUCUUAUGUGUUUGCAGAAUUUCUGGAGAGGACUUGCCAGGGCGCUUGCUAUAGCACGCUAAAGCCAUGCUGAAGCAUCUGCUCGCUGCAAGGAGCAAAUCCUGGAGAAAUUCUUUGAGAGUGAGUGGAAGAGUGACAGCCAGUAAGACCCUCUCUGCUAGCACAGCCCCCUCCCACAGUCCCAUGAACAAUCCCACUCCCUGGCCCUGGAGCAGGAAAAAACUCAGAUCUGCCGUAACAUCUUUGCACCUGCAGCUCUGGAACCCCUUGGUAGAGCAAGCUCAUGCACCAGCUGCCAGGGAAGCCCUUCCUCCUGCCACAGCUGCCCCGCCGGGGCACUGCUGGGGGGCUCGGUCUCUGCAGGGCUCCAGUCUGGACUCCUGGAGACACCACAGAGCCUCCAGGAGCCCCAAGGGUCAAAGCACGGCUCAGAACUUUGACUUGUCAGUUGACUUCAUGUCAUGCUGUUGCCUUUGAUGGUGUCUCUAAAGCCGUCAGUGGAAGUUUUGAGCCUGUCUGAGACAGGUUUUAUUCAGCUGGCUCUUUCCUGAGUCUUCCCUCCGCCCCCGACACAUUCCUUUCAGGCAGGGGAAUCUGAAGAGCCUGUGUAUUGCACCAAGGCUCGGUCUUCGCCCACGCUCCCUGGACAGCAGGAAAGGCUCCAUUUUUCUCAUGCUUUCAGUUUAUUACCAUGAGGAGAGCUGCCGGGCAGGUUUGCAGUGAGAGGUCAUGCUUGGACAUGGGGGCUGGAGAACAAGACUUAUGAGAAGUGGCUUAGGGAACUGGGGUUGUUCAGCCUAGAGAAGAGGAGACUGAGUGGAGAACACAUCACUGUAUACAACUGUCUGAAAGGAGGUUGUGGAGAGGUGGGUGUUGGUCUCUUCGUCCAAGUGAUAGGUGAUAGGACAAGGGGGAAUGGCCUCAAGCUGCACCAGGACAGGUUCAGAUUGGACAUUAGGAAAAAUUUCUUCACUGUAAGAGUUACUAAGCACUGGCAGAGGCUGCCCAGGAAGGUGGUGGAGUCCACAUCCUUGGAGAUGUUUAAAAGAUGGGUAGAUUAAGUGCUUAGGGAUAUAGUUUAGUAGUGGGUGGGUGUGGUUGGACUUGAUGAUCUCAGUGGUCUUUUCCAACCUAGCAAUUCUCUGAUUCUAUGACAUUUCUAGGGCAGCACUGAGGCCCCAGAGAAGCCCCAUGAGAGCAGGCGGGUCCCCAGAGGGAAGGAGGUCCACCCAACAGCUUCUCACCCAAUAGAGGGAUGGGGUUGACCUUGGGGCUGGAAGCUCUAUGGAUACUGUAGGUCAUGGGAAUGACAUGCAGGUCUUCAGAACCCAGUGGUUAAACUGUGAGACAGGGGAAUGUGGAGAAUAAGCCCUCCAUUGCCCCACACUAGUGUGGAGCACAGCCCUGACAGUUCAGUUUCUUUAAGGAACUUGGUUGAGCAACCACAUUAAAACCUCCUGGGAAUUUCAAAUAUGCUCAUGUCCAGAAAGGUCCUGGACUGGACCUUUUGCCUAAGACUCUUGCCUAAGACUCUCUGCACAGUCCCACGCUCCUGACACGGUGACCACAGGGUGAGCCAAUGAUGGGUAGACCUGCAGAGGUGUAGCCGCAAGGACCACAUCCAGAUGGGGCAUCCCCAUCCAUGCUGUCAUGGAUUCUCUGCAGGGAGCAGACAGCAGGACUCCCUGCUUCAAACCAGGGGGAAACCUCCAGACACCUCCAAACCUGCCACGGCUGGGAUGAAAGAUAGGUGCUGAGCAGAGAAGGGCCAGUAUGUGAAAAGGCUUUUUUUGCUCAUUCAUUUCUGACUCUCCCUCCAUGAUGGAUUCACCCAUCCCUGAGUGGGGUGUUUUCCUUGAGGGCUGCAUGGACAGUUUCUCUGGCAGGGACUGCAGUAACACUCGUGCUAUCAGGAGGCAAAAUCAGCUAACAACUCCAUGCCACAGGCCUUUUGGGUGGGAAGCUCGAAACUGAAGGAGGGAUGUUCUCUGGGCUGGGACCUGGUAAAGAAAGAAAACAUUUUCAGGCAGAAAUUACGCAGGAGAAUUGAGGAGCCAUGAAUUUUUCAAUGGUAUGAGGAGGAGCUACAAUGGAGUAAUUAUAAAAAGCAGCGAUCUUCCUCCG